Messenger RNA from Formica exsecta, 4539 nucleotides. Its product is annotated as neurogenic locus notch homolog protein 3-like. The annotation marks the transcript as partial. Gene Ontology annotation, molecular function: calcium ion binding. The transcript has 12 exons. NCBI's taxonomy places the organism in Eukaryota, Metazoa, Arthropoda, Insecta, Hymenoptera, Formicidae. The record is from RefSeq and is a predicted model, not a curated record.
UGGAAGAAACCAAGAAUAUUUGCCAAUAUAACGAAGAUUGUCCUCCGAACAAAUACUGCGAUCGACUCAAUAGACAGUGUAUCAAUCCUUGCGUCGAGUUCGACUGCGGAGAAAACACAAAGUGUGUCUCCAGUAACCAUCAGGCGCAAUGCACAUGUCUUCCAGGAUAUCAAGGAAAUCCCCAUAUUGGCUGCCAGGAAAUAUCAAUUUCCGAUCCUUGCGUUCCAAAUCCUUGCGGUUUGAACGCUUUGUGCGAGAAUGAUAAUGGAAAUCCCGUCUGUUUCUGUCCAAAAGGUCUAACAGGAAGUCCGUUCGAGCAAUGCAUUCCUGAAGGCGAUCAAUGCGAUGGCGAUCCUUGCGGUGCUAACUCGGGCUGCCGGAUAGUUAACGGACAAGUGAAAUGUUUCUGUCUACCAGGAUACGAAGGAAAUCCACCGCGCACACCCUGCGCACUUCCCAGUAUUUCCUGCGAUCCUUCUCCAUGCGGUCCCAAUACUCGCUGUUCCGUGUUGGAGAAUGGCUUCGCGAAGUGUACCUGUCUACCUGGAUACAUUGAAAGCCCGAAUACUAUUCGAGGAUGCGUACCGCAAGUCGAUCAAUGCGAAAUUAAUCCUUGUGGUCUUGGAGCGAGAUGCAACAACACGAGAGUACCACCUUGUUACUGUCCGGAUCUUAUGAUUGGAAAUCCAUACAAAAGUUGCGGAGCACGCCCAGCGGAACCGUAUGACCCUUGUCUGUUAUCACCUUGCGGCAAAAACGCCAUUUGCACGGCAGUCGAUGGCAUAGCUAAAUGCACAUGCAUACCGCCGUUUGUUGGCAAUCCUUAUAUAGACGGUUGCGAAGCCGAAUGUAUUGUUAAUCGAGAUUGCGAGAGUCACCUGGCUUGCUUCAAUCAGCAUUGCAGAGAUCCGUGUCCAGGCGUGUGCGGUGCGAAUGCGCAUUGCGAAGUCAUCAAUCAUCUUCCGAUGUGCUCUUGCUUGCCGGGAUACACCGGCGAUCCGUUCAGAGCCUGCAAAGUGGAAAAACCUUUAGUACCAGAUCAAAAUCCGUGUAUGCCAUCACCAUGCGGUCCGCAUAGUAUUUGCCGUGUGAUGAACGACCGUGCAGUUUGCUCCUGCAGUCCGGGUUAUCAGGGUACUCCGCCGCAUUGUCGCCCAGAGUGUCUCGUCAGCACGGAAUGCCCGGCUCAUCUGGCUUGCAUUAAUCAAAAAUGUAACGAUCCUUGUCCGGGAUUGUGCGGUUUGAAUGCCGAUUGCCAAGUCAUCAAUCACAAUCCUAUCUGUAGUUGUCCUCGUCAGUACAUUGGCGAUCCAUUCACGCAUUGUGCUAAGGAAGAACCUUUACCACCAACCAUUGUGAAUCCUUGUUUGCCAUCGCCUUGCGGAUCGAACGCUGAUUGUCGCGUCCAAGAGAACCAUCCUAUAUGCACGUGCAUCAGCGGUAUGUUUGGAGCACCACCGAAUUGCAGACCGGAAUGCAUGAUCGAUCAAGAUUGCAUCAGUUCUUUGGCUUGUAUUCAAAAGAAAUGUCUGGAUCCGUGCGUUGGAUCAUGCGGUUUUAACACGAAUUGUACGGUGCAGAAUCAUCGACCUAUAUGCCAAUGUUACGAAGGCUAUGAAGGUGAUCCUUUCUCAGGCUGCGCCAAAGCCGUUUUCCCAGCGCAAUUGCCAUGCGAUCCUUCGCCGUGCGGUGCAAACGCCGUAUGUAAAGAGCGUAACGGCGCGGGCUCUUGUACAUGUCUGCCCGAUUAUACCGGGGAUCCGUAUGUGGGCUGCAGACCGGAAUGCGUGCAGAAUUCGGAUUGCGUUCACACGAAGGCUUGCAUUAACAACAAGUGCAAAGAUCCUUGUGUAGGCGCGUGCGGAAUUAACGCGCAAUGCCAAGUAUAUAAUCAUCAGCCAUCCUGCAGUUGCCUCUACGGUUACACUGGAGACCCGCUUACAUCUUGCCACAUACCAAUAAAACCUCCAGUGCAAGGUGAUACAUGCCAACCAUCUCCCUGCGGACCCUACAGCAACUGCCGCGUUAUUGAUAAUCACGCAGUGUGUUCCUGCCAACCUAAUUACAUUGGCAGCCCACCAUCCUGCCGACCGGAAUGCGUAGUCAGCACGGAUUGUAGCCCAAACGCGGCGUGCAUCAAUCAGAGAUGCAAAGAUCCAUGCGUAGGCACGUGCGGCGUAAAUGCAGAUUGUCGAGUGAUCAAUCAUAAUCCAGUCUGUAUUUGCGCGAUUGGUUAUAGCGGAGAUCCGUUCUUUGGAUGUGUCAAAGAAGUAGAGGUAACACCAGCACCAAGACCAAGCGGCAAUCCAUGCGUUCCUUCGCCAUGUGGACCGAAUUCCCAGUGUCGGGUAAUUGACGGCUUUCCGGCGUGCUCGUGUUUGCCAAAUUAUGUGGGCCGGGCACCAAAUUGCCGUCCCGAGUGUGUCAUAAACGAAGGAUGUCCCGGAAAUCUGGCGUGCCAGAAAGAGCAAUGCGUGGAUCCGUGCCCAGGCUCUUGCGGCGUUAACACAUAUUGCAAUGUCGUGAAACACAAUCCCGUCUGCAUUUGUAACGAUGGUUACACUGGCAAUCCAUUCACGGAAUGUACACCUAUCGUAGAAGCACCCAUUACAACGGAACAACCACGUACACCGUGUAAUCCAUCACCGUGUGGCGCCAACGCCGUAUGCAACGAACGGAAUGGCGUCGGAUCUUGCACAUGUUUGCCGCAGUACUUCGGCGAUCCAUAUAUUGCUUGCAGACCCGAAUGCGUGACCAACGCCGACUGCGAUCGCAGCAAGGCUUGUCUGAACAACAAGUGUAUUAAUCCUUGCCCAGAUACCUGCGGUCAGGAUGCCACAUGUCGGGUGGUUAAUCAUGCCCCCAUGUGUUCCUGCCUGCCGGGUUAUACCGGCGAUCCGGUGAACGGCUGCACUAUCGUCGAUAUCGCGACGCCGUUACCGUCGCCGAUCGAUCCAUGCGAUCCGUCACCGUGCGGACCCAACAGUAACUGUCGAAUUCAAAACGAACACGCGGUAUGCCUGUGCCAGCCAGGAUUCUCCGGCAUUCCGCCGACCUGUCGACCAGGAUGCAUCGUUAGCUCCGAGUGUUCGCAAAACAAGGCGUGCAUUCACAACAACUGCGCGGAUCCAUGUCCUGGUUCCUGCGGACAGAACACGAAUUGUCUCACGGUGAAUCAUAAUCCCAUCUGCAGCUGUGCUAGCGGCUACUCCGGCGAUCCCUUCGUGCACUGCGCCAGAAUCAGCACCACGUCUCCGUUGCCGAAGGGAGAGGAAGAUCCGUGCUUCCCCAAUCCAUGCGGUCCCAAUUCGCAAUGUAAAGUAAUAGGUUUGUAUCCGGCAUGCUCCUGCUUGCAGAACUACAUCGGCCGUCCGCCUAACUGCAGACCGGAGUGCACCGAUAAUUCGGAAUGCUUCAACACCGCGGCAUGCAUUAAUCAGAGAUGUAAGAAUCCCUGUCUCGGUGCUUGCGGCGAGCUCGCCAGAUGCACAGUGCAGAAUCACGUUGCAUUCUGUACUUGUCCGGAAGGAUAUGAAGGCGAGCCUACCGUGCGUUGCGUUUUGGCGCUUCCGCCAGCGAUAGACAGACCCGUCUCGAAUCCGUGCUCGCCGAAUCCUUGCGGUCCUAAUGCACAAUGUCGUGAGAGAAACGGAGCAGGCGCUUGCGGAUGUCCACCAGAUCUGAUUGGUGAUCCUUAUGACAUUGUCAAGGGAUGCCACAGGGAAUGCGAAACAAACAAUGACUGCGCACCGCAGCUGGCGUGUGUUGGCUUUAAAUGCACGGAUCCGUGUCCCAAUACGUGCGGAACAUUAUCUAUAUGCAAUGUACAAGCGCACGUUCCUGUCUGCUUGUGCCCACCAGGAUACACGGGAGAUCCAUAUUUCGCUUGCGAAAUCAAGGAAAUGACAAAAACGUUAGAACCAUGUUCUCCAUCACCUUGUGGACCCAACAGUAAAUGCCGAGUCGUUAAUGGUCAAGCCGUAUGCAGCUGUUUACCAGAUUAUAGGGGAAUUCCGCCAUCGUGUAGACCAGAAUGCAUUGUUAAUGCUGAAUGUCCACCACAUCUGGCAUGUGUAAAUACAAAAUGCGCGGAUCCAUGCCCGAAUACCUGUGGACUGAGAGCGCAAUGUAUUACGAAAAAUCACAAUCCGAUUUGCACUUGCCCUGCCGGUUUCACAGGAGAUCCUUUCACUUUGUGCUCACCACACGUUCCUGACGACAUCCCGAUAACUGAACGGCCACCAUCGUGCACCCCGUCGCCUUGCGGUCCGAACUCUUUGUGUCAAAUCAUAUCCGGCAAUCCUGCGUGUUCCUGCCUGCCUAAUUACAUUGGCGUACCGCCACAAUGUCGACCAGAAUGCAUUUUGAGCUCCGAGUGCAAGAGUCACCUUGCGUGCGUCAAUCAGAGGUGCUCGGAUCCGUGCCCAGGCUCGUGCGGAAUAAACGCUCAAUGUCACGUAUUGAAUCACUUGCCAGUUUGCACAUGCAUGGAAGGUUUCACUGGGGAUCCAUUUACGCAAUGCAGCAUUAUUCCGCCAG